AUGAGCAGCAUAUUGGCAUCAUUAGAGUUAUCCUCUUUAAAUAAUUCAUUCUUCAGCAUCCACACAAACUUAAACGAAUCAAUUUUAACUACUAGUUGUAUCGUGCCUUUAAAAUCUCAGGAGCUUGUAAAAAUAGGCAGAUCCAAAUCUUGCAAUAUCCAAGUUGAAAGUGAUUACGUUUCACUGCUUCAUGGUAUCCUAUGGUCUGUUCAAUUUGAUGAAGAUACCCCUCCUUUGUUUUACCUAAAUGAUUCUUCAAGAAAUGGAAUAAUUCAUAAUCAUGCUGAAAUCGGUAGCGGCAGAACAGUUAUUCUAGAGGAUGGUGAUAUUAUUGAGUUAAAACUAGCUGCUAAAUUUGUAUUCAAAUGUAUAAGAUAUGAAAUCCACUGCCUGAUCAACUUUGAGUCUAUGAUCGAAGGAUGGGAGGUUAGCAAUAAACUUAUUGGCUCUGGUUCGUUUGGUUCAGUAUAUGUUGCCAAUAAACAAAACACCAAAAGUCUCUUCGCGGUGAAAAUUAUUCCAAAUGCACAUUCAAGUUAUUUUCCUUCCAGUAAUUCUAAUAAGAAAACUGAAUCCAGUAUGCUAUUCGAGGUUCGACAUCCUAAUAUAAUCAAAGUUCAUGAUGCGAUAACUAUCGAUUCAAAUUUGUACAUCUUUCAAGAUUUAGUAUGCGGAGGUGACUUGUUCUCCUACUUAAUUGAUGGAAAGUUCUUGAAGCCAAUUGCCGAACCAGAAGCAAUUCUCAUAGUUUUUCAAUUGAUGCAAGCCUUAAACUUUCUACACAGAGAAUUGUCCAUUGUACACAGGGAUUUGAAACUCGACAACAUUCUACUAGAGAUACCCAUCCCCCAGUCUAAAAUAUACCUUUGUGAUUUUGGCAUCGCUAAAUAUCUUGAUAAUUCACAACAAACAACUGAUAGUUGUGUUGGUACGAUUGAGUAUUGUGCGCCAGAAGUAUUUUCUAACAAUACAAAAUUUGAACCUUACAUUCUGCUGCAGAUACCCAAUGAUGGUUAUAAUUUCAAAUGUGAUCUAUGGUCGCUUGGAGUGAUUUGCCAUAUUCUCUUAUCUGGUAUCUCGCCAUUUUAUGCCGAUGGUGAUAAGGGGAACAUGAUUCGAGCAGCACGAUUUGGUAGAUUAAAUCUCAACAAACCACAAUUCCAGAAAAUUACAUCAUUUGCAAAAGACUUUAUAUCAAAACUACUUAAAGUUAAUCCCCAACAACGAAUGAGUAUUGAGGAAUGUUUUGAACACCCAUGGAUUAAAUCGAAUAGAAAAAAAUUGGAUUGGUAUUAUUGCAAAUUAAUUCCCAAACAGUAA
Hemisphaericaspora subhashii is the source of this 1320-nucleotide messenger RNA. RefSeq names its product serine/threonine protein kinase. The transcript is spliced from 2 exons. Gene Ontology annotation, molecular function: protein serine/threonine kinase activity; protein binding; ATP binding. The record is from RefSeq and is a predicted model, not a curated record. Gene Ontology annotation, biological process: meiotic recombination checkpoint signaling; protein phosphorylation. Lineage: Eukaryota; Fungi; Ascomycota; Pichiomycetes; Serinales; Debaryomycetaceae. Gene Ontology annotation, cellular component: nucleus; cytoplasm. Bases 1 to 1320 code for a protein of 439 amino acids.